AUGCCAUGCAGUGUGUGUGUACUGUAGCUGGAGUGGGCCCCAGACCAAAGAAAAGCAGAAAAGAAUCUACCUCAUUGGGAAUGUCAUCAUUACCAACUUCAGAUGGACUUACCCACUCAGCCCAUUCUUCAGGACCAGGUCCUGAGGUGGGCGAUCCUCCAAGUCUUGCUUGCUCUGCCUCUGCCUCAGUCUGCCCUUUCAAGCCCAGUGACCCAGACAGCACUUAACCAGAAGCUGUGGAAGCUUUGAAGGUUUCAUCUGAAUUACAGAUGAACUGAAUUCUACAGGAACUUUCUGAUCAUGUUUUCUCAGCAGACCAGCAGUCAGUGAUGCCUUUGCAUAAUUUAUCUGAAGAAGCAGUCAUUAGAGAUAAUCUGGAAAAAUGUACUGAGAGAAGUACCCAGGGCCUCAAACUUUAUCUCCAUGUAAGACAGGAAACUUGUUUAUCUGUCAGAACCACUAGCAGGCAUAUGCCACUGAUGUUUAUGGACAAACAGGGUUGGCACUCAGAAAAUCAGAACCUGCAUCAACUCAGUGGCCUUCAGCAGCACCCAGAACCAGGGAAUAAACAGCAGGAGGUCCAGCAGGAUGGCGCACAUGACCACGAGCAUCUUUGUGACCUGGGGGACCUUCCAUUUCCUAAAGAAGAGCAACAGGAUCAACAAAAAGGCUUUGAUUUGGAAACUCUGGUCAGAGGAGAUGGGCUCCAGCAGAACACGGAUCUCCCAAACACAGAGAAAAGCUUUUUACCUUCAGGAUGCUUUGGUUGCUUGAGUUCAGAAAUGCUCAUGAAUAGAUUUGGGUAACAGACCCUAGCCACCAUGGUUAAUCCAGCAGGCAGGCAGAAUGCCAAUGUCAAGAACACUGGUGUAUCCAGUCUCCCUUCAGAUAAUCUCUUAAUGGAAGUAGAAACAUCAAAAUGUAAUCCUUCACCUCAAAGUGUGAAUAAUUCUACUUCCCCUCAGGCUUUACAACCCCCAGAAAGUAAUAUUGAAAUGUCUGGAACAAGUAAUGAAUGUGCCAGAAACCUACCCUCUCUAAAUCUCUGCGGCAAUUGUCAGCCCUCUGUGGAUUCAACCAAAGAAUCUCGUUUGUCUGUAGCAGCAGCUUUGAAAGGACUUCAUCAACUUUUGAUCAGUAGUAGGAAGUCUCCUUCAACAAAUACAUGUGAAGUUAUCUGUCAGUCAGAAACAAUAGCUGAGGGCCAAAUGGGUGUUCAAGGCCUUUCAGAACAGUGGACUCAAAAUGAUUAUUUGCCUCACAGAGAUCCAUGUCCACAAGUCUCCUGCCAUCAGGCCAGAUGUGUAUCAGUGAAGACAGAAAACUUAAGCGCUGCAUCUGGCACUGGAACAGAAAAUAUGGAAAAUGCUAGCAUCCAAGUUCCAGGUGGUAGCCUGUCAGCUGACAAGUAAGGUGUCCCCAAAUCAGAGUCAGUAAGUGAGAGCAGUUCUGUCACUGUUACCUCAGCUAAGUCAUCAAAUCAUUUACACUGCACCUUGGGUGGAGAAAUUUUACCCAGUCUCCUAGCCAGUGAAGAGGAUGCUCUCAAUCAGAUUUCUGAGCACACUGAAUCUUUUCCAUCUAGUUUCAUACUGAUUAAAGACUUGAGUCGUGGUAUACAGAAUUCAUUAAUAGACAGGCCCAAAAUCAGAGAAAAUGCCUGUUCUGGCCCUGCAAGGCCAUUUCUUGAGCUGGAACUGCUGAGCAGCCAUCCACCAUCAAGCCCUUCCCUCCUGCCACCCUUAGUGUUUUGUACCACAGAUAUUGACCAGAUUCUUUGGGCUAGCUUUACUUUGCAGGAAGCUCUUGAGGCUUCGAAUCGAGUUGGUGCCAAUCUUACUUUUGGCUCAUUCGAUCCUAUGUUUAAUGAAAAUGGCUAUUUCGCUACUGUCUACCAGACGGCUCUGAAAGACACAUCACUGGCCACUGGGAUGGCUUCUUUGAUACUUCAUUUCAGCUGGACCUGGGUUGGAUUGGUCAUCGAAGAUGGUAAGAAAGGUUUUCAGUUUCUCUCAGAUGUGAGAGAUGAGAUGGAUAGAAAUGGAGUCUGUGUAGCAUUUGUUAAAAUUAUAACAAGUCUUCUUGUGUCCUAUCUCUCAACCACACAACACCAUGACUUUGUCACCAGGGAAUCUUCUCCAGUACAUGUAGUUAUCCUUUACUAUGACACUGAGAGUCUAAAUAAUAUAAACCAUCAUAUAGGACUGCAUUUAGUAACAUGGAGAGUUUGGAUCACAAAUUCACAAUGGCAUGCUGACCUAGCUGGGAGACACUUCAUGUUGGAGACUUUCCAUGGAACCUUCACUUUUUCACAACAACAUGAAGAGAUUUCUGAUUUUGAAACGUUUGUCCAGAGAGUGAAUCCUUCCAAAUACCCAGAAGACACUUUCCUCACUUGGUAUUGGUACCAGAAUUUCCACUGCUCAUUAUCAGAUUCUGACUGUAUGGUGAAGGACUGUCCACCUAAUGCCUCUCUGGAUUGGCUACCUCAUUUUGACACAGCCAUGAGCGAUGGGAGUUAUAACACAUACAACGCUGUGUAUGCUGUGGCCCAUGCCCUUCAUGAGAUGUUCCUUCAACAAGGUGAAAUGGAACCAGCAAGAAAUGGGAACACAAUGCUAUUUUACCCUUGGCAGAUGCACUCCUUUCUGAAGAAUUUGCAGUUUAAAAAUCCCGGAGGAGACCAAAUAAAUUUAGAUAAGAAAAAUAAAGGGGAUGCACAGUAUGACAUUCUCAAUUUUUGGAAUUUCCCAGAAGGCUUUAGACUUAGGGUGAAAGUCGGAGAGUUUUCCCAGCAUGUUCCACUUGAGCAACAAUUAUCCUUAUCAGAGGAUAUGAUAGAAUGGGCCACUGAAAUUAUAGAGUGUGUGAGGUGUCCAGAUCAUAUGUAUGCAAACAUUCAGAGAAAUCAUUUCCUGCAAAAAUUUGCAACAUUUCUGGCUUAUGAAGAUCCUCUGGGGAAGAUGCUGGCUGCUACAGCCUUGAUUGUUGCUAUUCUCACAACUGUUGUUUUUGGGCCUUUUGUGAAGCAUCGAGACAGCCCCAUAGUCAAGGCCAAUAAUCAAAGGCACAGUUAUUUCCUGCUCAUCUCCCUCCUCUUCUGUUUUCUCUGUCCUUUGCUCUUCAUUGGCCACCCCACCAUAGCCACCUGCAUCCUUCAACAGACCACAUUUACAGUGGUGUUCACUGUGGCUAUUUCCACUGUCUUGGCCAAACUAUGA
Messenger RNA from Octodon degus (degu), 3221 nucleotides. RefSeq names its product regulatory solute carrier protein family 1 member 1-like. Gene Ontology annotation, cellular component: membrane. Lineage: Eukaryota; Metazoa; Chordata; Mammalia; Rodentia; Octodontidae. Gene Ontology annotation, molecular function: G protein-coupled receptor activity. The record is from RefSeq and is a predicted model, not a curated record. Gene Ontology annotation, biological process: G protein-coupled receptor signaling pathway.